Molecule: messenger RNA, 1959 nt
Organism: Branchiostoma floridae (Florida lancelet)
Lineage: Eukaryota; Metazoa; Chordata; Leptocardii; Amphioxiformes; Branchiostomatidae
Product: bifunctional purine biosynthesis protein ATIC-like
Exons: 17
Coding region: 162-1940 (592 amino acids)
Biological process (GO): 'de novo' IMP biosynthetic process
Cellular component (GO): cytosol
Molecular function (GO): phosphoribosylaminoimidazolecarboxamide formyltransferase activity; IMP cyclohydrolase activity
Source: RefSeq, a predicted model, not a curated record
CUUCGUAUUUGGCUCUAAAAGGGAUAUAUACGUAUACUGUUACACGUAAAAGGUAGGGUAGAAUGAACUAAUACGGAGUUCCGUAAACCUUUACAAGAGCCUCCCUCAGACAGACCGGUGUGCACGUGUUGGGUGCGUGUUACUUCUUCAACUUGGACAUCAUGGCGGGAAAAGAAAUCGCGCUUUUGAGUGUGUCUAACAAGUCCGGGCUGGUGGAUUUUGCCCGCGGCCUCCAUGAGUUGGGUCUGCAGCUGGCAGCGUCAGGGGGGACGGCUAAAGCUAUCAGGGACUCUGGUGUGCCUGUCAAGGAUGUAGCAGACAUCACAGGAGCUCCGGAGAUGUUGGGAGGGAGGGUCAAAACUCUGCACCCUGCUGUACAUGGGGGGAUUUUGGCCCGUGCCUCUGAGAGUGACCAAGCUGACCUGGACAAGCAGGGCAUCCAGCGCAUCAGGGUGGUGGCCUGUAACCUGUACCCGUUUGUGAACACCGUAACUAAGGAGGGGGUGACAGUGGCGGAGGCUGUGGAGAACAUUGACAUCGGUGGCGUUACUUUGCUGCGUGCGGCUGCUAAGAACCACGAGCGUGUGACGGUGGUGUGCGACCCUGCAGACUACCCGACCGUCCUGGCCGAGAUGACCCAGAGCGAGGUGUCCGACACCAUGCCGGCCACCAGGAAAACUCUUGCUGUUAAGGCGUUUAACCACACGGCGACGUACGACGCAGCGAUCUCGGACUACUUCCGCCAGGAGUACUGCCAGGGCACAUCCCAGCUGCCCCUGCGCUAUGGCAUGAACCCGCACCAGAAACCUGCACAGCUGUACACAACUGAGGAGCAACUGCCUGUCAAAGUGAUGAACGGAUCUCCAGGUUUCAUCAACCUGUGUGACGCCCUGAACGCCUGGCAGCUCGUCAAGGAACUGCGCCAGGCCCUGGACCUGCCAGCUGCGGCCUCCUUCAAACAUGUCAGCCCUGCUGGAGCGGCUGUAGGUGUGGAGCUGAGUGAAACGCAGGCCAAACUGUGUAUGGUGGACGAUAUGCAGGCCCAGCUGACUCCACUUGCAAGCGCGUACGCUCGCGCCAGAGGCGCUGACCGCAUGUCAUCCUUUGGGGACUUCAUCGCUUUAUCAGACGAGUGCGAUGUGCCAACAGCCAAGAUCAUUUCUCGUGAGGUGUCAGAUGGAGUCAUCGCCCCCGGUUACCAGGAGGAAGCUCUGCAGAUCCUCAGGAAGAAGAAAGGAGGGAACUAUUGUGUGCUGCAGAUGGACCCGACCUAUGACCCCCCAGAGCUGGAGACGAGGACCCUGUAUGGCCUGCAGAUGCAGCAGAAGAGGAACGAUGCUGUCAUCAACAAGGAGCUGUUCUCCAACGUCGUCACCAAGAGGAAGGAUCUGCCGGACAGUGCUGUCCGUGACCUGAUUGUGGCUUCCGUGGCACUGAAGUACGCCCAGUCCAACUCUGUCUGCUACGCACGGGACGGCCAGGUUAUCGGGAUCGGUGCCGGCCAGCAGUCCAGGAUUCACUGCAUGCGUUUGGCUGGGGACAAGGCCAACAACUGGUGGCUCCGUCAGCACCCCAAGGUCCUGAACAUGACGUUCAAGAAGGGCGUGAAGCGAGCGGAGAUGUCGAACGUGAUCGACGUGUACGUGAACGGGACGGUCGGACAGGACAUGGAGACGUCUGCAUGGGAGAGCAUGCUGGAGAAACCACCAGAACAGCUGACGGAGAGUGAGCGUGGCCAGUGGAUCUCCCAGCUGAAGGGUGUGGCUCUCAGCUCCGACGCCUUCUUCCCCUUCAGGGACAACAUCGACCGAGGACACCAGAGCGGAGUUGAGUACAUCGCCAGUCCUGUGGGGUCUGUUCAGGACCAGAUUGUGAUCGAGGCUUGUGAUGAACACUACAUCACCAUGGUUCAUACCAACCUGCGCCUCUUCCACCAUUAACCAGGGCCUACACUACAUC